UUGCGAUGUGAGACAAACCCACACACACCGAGCGGGGCUUAAUCGCAUAAACACAUCGUAUCUUAUGACUGCUGGUAGCAAAGCCUGAACAUCAGGCGGGCGGGGAAAGAUCCAGAUCCAGUGCUGUGCUGAUUGACUGGCUGCUGCUGCUGCUGCUGUUACCUGGGAAGGCAAGAGGGAAGCAUCGAUGCCUCCGGGUCAGUACUCGCUCAUGAGCCUGGACCUGUUCUCGCCAUCGGGCCUCCUGCACUGAGAUAAUGAAAGGAUGGAUGGACGACGAUGCGGCGGGGACAACAGAGGGCUGAAGGAUGCUGCUGCAGCGACUCGCCGGGAUGAGGAGCAGCAUCACAACACGAUGAACUCGCCGGAAGAAGCGGGAGCGGAUGAUCUGUCUCUGGAGGAGAUACUGAGGCUUUAUAACCAGCCCAUCAACGAGGAACAGGCAUGGGCGGUGUGCUACCAGUGCUGCAGAACGCUGGCGAAGGAGCACCGGGGCGCUGCCGCCACCGGAGCAUCAUCAGCGGCUACACCGAGGAGGAUAUCCGGACCGGAGGGUGUUAGGAUACAGAAGGACGGGUCUGUGAGGGUGGACCACCAGGGCUGUGAAGGUAAAUACAGCCCUUGCACAACAACAGAGGUGCUCGAGUCUCUGGGGAUCAUGAUUUACAAAGCUCUGGACUACGGGCUGAAGGAGAAUGAGGAAAGGGAGCUGAGUCCUCCUCUAGAGCAGCUCAUUGAUCUCAUGACUAACAUGGCUGAGGCUGAGAGGGAAGCAUGCCUUGACGAAGGCUACGAGGCCACAGAGGAAGAGGACGAGGUGGAGGACUCUGAUAACGUCUCUGGCAUUCGUGGCUACAGAGAUAUAUUCAAUCUGUGCACAGCUCAUCUACCCAGUGUGUCAGAUGCACCCAGUCAUUACCAGGCAGUGUGCCGAGCCCUGUACACAGAAACCAGAGAGCUGCGCACUUUCUUGGAGAAGAUCAAGAGUGCCAAAGAGAACCUCCGUAAGAUGGAGGAGGAGUCAUCAGAGGAGCCUGGCCGAGACCUGAACGAGUUACAGAAUGCUGACUGGGCUCGAUUCUGGGUUCAAGUGAUGAGGGACCUGCGUGAAGGAGUCAAGCUGAAGAAGGUGCAGGAGCGUCAGUACAACCCUCUGCCUAUUGAGUACCAGCUCACUCCCUAUGAGAUGCUCAUGGAUGACAUCAGGUCCAAACGCUACAAACUGCGUAAAGUCAUGGUCAAUGGAGACAUCCCACCAAGAUUAAAGAAAAGUGCUCAUGAAGUCAUCCUGGAGUUCAUCAGGUCCAGGCCCCCUCUCAAUCCUGUGUCAGCUCGGAAGCUGAAGCCACAGACUCAGCCUCCUCCCACGCUGCACGAGCGGAUCCUGGAAGAGAUCAAAGCAGAGCGGAAACUUCGCCCAGUCUCUCCUGACGAGGUCCGCAGAGGAAGGCUGGUAAUUCGGCCACUUAGCAUGUCUUUCAGUUUUGACGCGUCAGGUUUCGGCAAAACUCGCAGUAUGCCGCAGGAUUUAUUCCGUACUGGAAUAGAUGAGUUCAGCCCACGUAUGGGCAGGAGGACAUCCAGCUCUCUGUCUCUCACCAACGGAUCUGGAUCACCCAGAGUCCAACCCUCUGGAUCUCAGUCAGUUCCUCAGAGAAAGAGGCUCCUGAAGGCUCCCAGCCUCGCUGAACUGGACAGCUCUGACUCUGAAGAUGAGAUUGUUGGACACAAAUCAGCGAGCAGCUCCAGCGUGGCGACAUCUCUGAUGGAUGACACUUCCCCAGAAUCUGUGCUGGGGAAGAAAACUCCACCCAUGUUCCUGCCCAUCUCCUCUACACCUCAACCAGAGAGGCGUAAGACCCCCCAGAGAAGACACUCUAUUGAGAAGGAAACACCCACAAAUGUCCGACCGUUUCAGCCGCCCUCCAAGCAGAGCUCCAAGUCCCUGGUUGGAAUCGAAAUCUUGCAUCACUCCUGGAUUCCCUUCCUUCUCCACCCUUCUCCCUCCACUCUGUGCCCUUUGUGGAGCUCCAACCCUAUCGAGGUGUUUGUGUUGGGGUUGGUGAAGACACUUUUUGCUCUGUGCAGGAAGGUUUACAUCCUUCGAAGAGACUUGGCCGAGGUUUGCCCGUCUCCCAUCAGUCUGUCCCACAUGGAGGAGUUUUGUUUUCCUGUGGAGUGUCUGUCUCUGACGGUGGAGGAGGUGAUGCACAUCAGACAGGUGCUGGUGAAGGCAGAGCUGGAGAAGUUCCAGCAGUACAAAGACAUCUACAAUGCCAUGAAGAAGGGGAAGCUUUGCUUCUGUUGUCGAGCCAAAAGGUUUUCCUUCUUCACCUGGUCCUACACCUGCCAGUUCUGCAAAAAGCCUGUGUGCGCACAGUGCUGCAAAAAGAUGCGGCUGCCAUCCAAACCUUAUUCCAGCUUGCCCAUCUACUCCAUUGGCUCCACCAACACUCUCCCCAGGGAGAGAAUAAGUGCCAUGGCUUCUGUAGGACAAGGACUGUCAGUGGCUGGAGCCCCAGGUCCAUCUAAACCAGGAGGGGCUGCUGCAUCCCCCGCUUUGAAAGAACCUGCAAAAGGAGCAUCUAAAGGUCCCAGAAAAGCUCCUGGGGCAGCGACAACAGCAGCAGCUGCUAAAACUGACAAGUCCUCCAGUAACCCACAGCGCCACAGCAUCCAGAAGACUAUGUCUAAGUUUUCGAAGCACGGCUCUUUAAAGUCUCAUGAAGAACUGGAGCUUCCCCCAGAGCUGACGGAGGACUGGGCUACCAUGGAGGUCUGUGUGGACUGCAAGAAGUUCAUCUGUGACAUAAUCGCCUCCAGCAAACACAGUCUGUCACUGGCCACCAAGAGGGCUCGCUUAAAACGCAAGACACAAUCAUUCUACAUGUCCUCCCCUAAAGGAAGGGAGGAGUACCAUCCCUCUGAACGAACAAUCAAUGAAAUCUGAAACUCUGUAUCUCUCCUUCUGGCUGCUUCCAGCUCCAAUGGCACAACACUGGAUAUGAUCUUACUGUAUUAGUAGACGUGAGUCGGAGAAAGCUGCCUGAAUGGCUGUAAGAACCUUAGUGGUGGAUAGUGAGGUUUCUGGCUGCUGUGUCCCGAUCGUGAUCAGCUUCUCUAGACAAUACUGUAGAUCUGCCAGUCUUUUUUUGUGUUUUUUUUUAAUAAUAUCAUUAAUAUAACAGAAAUACCUUUAAUGUGUGGACACAGGCAUUUGACUCAACAGAGACAAAGUGCAAAGGGGACUGACUUCCUUCCUCCAUGAUGGUGCCACGGUCUGUUCCACCUAAACUCGCGUUCACAUAAAAAGCACAAAACAGAAAAGCGAUCGUAUUGUAAACUAAGAGUGACGGUCAUCAAAAAGAAGAUCAAACUGUACAUUUUGUAUGGGCUAUAAUUUAGUUUUUUACAUGUAUGUACAGUAAAUAAUUACUCGAUAAAAUGUCACCCUCUGUUUUCAGUUCAGACUUUUGCUGAUGAUGCUCAGGGAGACUCUCACUCCUCUCUGCUAUUGACAGCGCUCUUGAAACCAUGCUUCCUUGAGGAAUUCAACAUAAAUUACCCGUUUUAUUUUCCUCCAAAGGUUGCUACACAAAGAGAAAUAUCACCUGCUUUUAUGUUGACUAUAGUGCCAAAUAAUAACUCCUUAAAUAUAUAUGUCACCUGAUGUAGUUAUUGAUUUAUGCAGUGGUCUUGCUAAUGGAGGAAGACCACCUCAAUCGCUCCAGUCUCUGUUAAAAUGAAAUAUUCAUGUAAUUAGACAAAGUUCUUUAAAACACUCCUGUCAUGCUUUUUCUUUUGCCAUCUAUAUAUUGUUGUAAUAUAUUAAACAUUGCCACACUUCAAAUACUGAUACCAGCCUAUGUCUAAAUAAUCUCUCGGAGUCAAAAGCUCAUGCAAACGUUGUGUUUGUGAGGGGCAGCCAAUCAGAAUAAAGUUGAUCUGGCUCCAUCAAGGCCCAGUAUAUGAUAAACAAGGAUUUUAACAAAAAUAUAGAGAUUAAAAUAAGCCCAAAAUGCCCUCUGAAAAACAAAGAAAAACAUUUAUCAGUGUUUAAUGCUAAUAAAUAUUAUAAAUGUACUUAAUCAGAUCUGUGCAGGUGGUUUAGAUCAGGGAUAAGUGACAGCAGUGUGGUGCUCCAGUUAUUUAGUUUUGCCUUUCUCAGAAAUAUCUUAUCAAAGGUGCUUUAGGAGGAAAAAAGGUCAAAACACAGCUGAGGCUAUGUUAUUGAGAUUUCUAGUACCAUUAUUUGGUAAAUGCCUUUUAAAAUCUUUUAAACUGCACACCACUUGGUAUGCACAGAUAUCUCUAAGGUGCUUUUUUUUGUUAAUUUGUGUGAUAUAAAUAAAGCUGAUUUGAACUUUUUCAAAAGACAAGUUAUAACAUUAAUUAAUUCUCCAAUCAGUCUAAAAUUAUGAUCUCACCAAAAUCUAUCCGAGUUCACUUUUGUGAUGAACCAGUUUUGAUCAGUUGUGAAGUUAUCCUUGCACCCUGACGAGCGUCGACGCUCGUCAGAUAACUUAUAAGCAAAAAUCUCCAACUAUCAUUAAAUCCCGACUUGGAAAUGGAAGCAUAUGAAUGACAUCACCUGUUUCUAGGGAGAAGCAAAAGCACAAGCAAAGUAUUUUUGAUUAAAGGGAAUCAAAACAUCUAACAAAUGUUGAGUUCACCUGCGAUCCCCUCACUCCUACUCAGAGGCUGAUUGAGGAAAAACACAAUUUUAGGACUGUAACAAAAAUAAUAAUAAUAAUAAUUUCAGACAUUACUAUGACCCAGAUGGUUCAGAUUUGCCUUUAAGUAUUUUACCUGAAAUAUGUGCAUUACAGCAUCUUUUCAAAACAUACCUUAAACUGAUGCAACGCUCUUGCUUUCCCAUGAAUCACGUUAAUGAUUUGUUUCUGUAUGUUUGCAAAGAUGAAUCAUAAUACAUAAAAUAACAGCACGCUGCCCAGCUUUCAGUCACUCAGAGUUAAUGUUAAUACAAUGCCUUUAUGAUUUAUUUUUUGUCAUUCACAGUCUCACUGGCAGAGAGAUAUAACUUCCUCACAGCCUGGAUGUUUAUUUUACACUUCAUCGCAUUCCACGUCUUUUCAUAUUUUGCCUUAAAAGAUGCCUUUUGUUAUCGCUCUCAUCUGUUGAACAGUCCUCUGCUGUUACUGUACAUACAUCGUUUCAAAGGGUUUGUUCUAACGUUCAGGUGUGUUGCCUCAAAGAUGACAGUGCUGACAAUGAGACUGCUGUAGAGCUGAGAGGGAAAUUGUCCAUCUGUGGAGAACAGGAGGGCUGCGAAGUCUUCAGAAGAAACCUCUCAGUGUGACAGACAGCAUCAUGCAUGUACUACAGUGUAGCUUGUACCUUCAGUCUGUAUUACCUUCAAGCUGUAACUCCCUGCAGAGAGUGCAACAAAUGACAAGUAUAAACAAUAAACUGUAAUGCAAU
Molecule: messenger RNA, 5442 nt
Organism: Neolamprologus brichardi
Lineage: Eukaryota; Metazoa; Chordata; Actinopteri; Cichliformes; Cichlidae
Source: RefSeq, a predicted model, not a curated record